Molecule: messenger RNA, 396 nt
Organism: Penaeus vannamei (Pacific white shrimp)
Lineage: Eukaryota; Metazoa; Arthropoda; Malacostraca; Decapoda; Penaeidae
Source: RefSeq, a predicted model, not a curated record
AUGGGGACGUUGAACGCCUUUGAGGUCAAGUUCGAUCGGGAAUUCGCCAUCGCCAACAAGCACGGGCGAGGCGGUCAGUCUCAAAACCGCUUCGCCCGACUGGCCGAAGAGAGCCGACAGAACCACCUUCGGGCCGUCUACGAGCGCAUGCAGAGAGCCUUUCUCGCGGAGGACUCCUCUUCUGUCGUGGACGCCAUCGUGGUCGCCGGCCCCGGACCCAUGAAGGCCGACUUCUUGGAGAGCCUCCCGCGCCGCUGGCACCCUCUGACCUUCGAGCAGACCGUGACCACCACGCAGGCGGGCCGGACGGGGCUGCAGCAGCUGGUGGCGCACAUGAAGGAGGUUAUUGCAAAGGUUCUUGAACUGACCUGUACUGCAUAUACUGCCUGCGUGUGA